UUUAUAUCUGUUUAUUGUAAAGAAGGCGAAGCAAACUGCAGGCUGGGGACAGGCGGUGGGAUGUUUCCUGUCAAUACAGCAGGAGAGAGAAAGGAAAUAUAAGGAGCAGAGGCCGUGGACUGCAACCCAAAUGAGUGAUCUGAAUGUAAACAUAGCAGUACAGCUACAGAAGGAAAAGGAAUUAGGUGGCCUUGGGUUUGCAAGGCAAGGAAGGCUGCAGACCAAAAGCUGGAAGUGGUUCUGAAACACCCAGAGCCAAGCAAGAGAAUAAAAUUUAAAUUUUGGAGCACAAGGAAGAACAUCCUACCAUGAAACCAUUCACAGAAGAAGAUGUGGAAUUUUAUAUCCAGAAUAAGGUGGAGCGGCGACACCACGUGGUGUCUAAGACAGUGGAUGAGGUGCAGAAGAUCAUCCAACAGCUGACCUCAGAAAUCAGCUACAGGGACACUCGAUUUCAGGCCAUCUCCAACUCUGGUGUGCACAACGAGAAUUUUAGGGUCUUAGCACCCAGCCACUUCCUCAUCACAAUCCCACUGCGUGGCCUGACAGGGUACCGGGAGCGCCAGGUACGGCACUGGCGGUAUUACUCCGUGCAUGGGGCAAAGCUCCUUUCCCCAGUACGGGACCCAGAGGAGCUUCAGCAGUGGCUGGAGGUGGAGCAGUUCUCAAAGAGCCUGCAGCAGUGGCAUGAGACAGAGGUGAACAUCGAAGGUGACCUUGUUCCAGCCAAGGUCCUUGCCAUCUUCAGGGAGUUGACGGAGAAGUCAAUUACCUCCUGUAACCUCUCCAGUAAAGUCAGUAUUCUGGAGAGUUUCAGCUCAGUGGUUCGAGUUGCUGUGGAGACACCAGACUCCCAGGUAGAGGUGGAGCUGGUCCCCACUGUGGAAAUCCCAACCUGCUGGCCUGAGAGAGCCCGGUGGCCCCGCUGCUUCAAGCGCUGGCCUCCCCAGGAGAAAGUGCAGUGCAUCAAGUCAUUUGGCUUUAAUCUCCUGGCCCGCUCCAAUUACCACUGGCAGCUGGACUUCUCCCGAGCUGAGUGCAUGCUGAUCGAGGGCCUUGACGAGGACGGUGGCUGCCGCAUGAAGUGCUUCCGGGUCAUGAGACAAAUGAAGGAGGAUGUCUGGUGUACAGGAAAUAAGCCAAUCCUGACAACCUAUCACCUACAGAUGGUGCUGUUCUGGACAUGCGAGAAGUACCCGCACGCCAAGGACUGGCGCUGCUUCCGGGAAGGCUUCCUGCGCAUGGUGAAGAAGCUGCACAAGUGCGUGAGCCAGCACUUCCUGAAGCAUUACUUCAUUAGGGGCACCAACCUGCUCAAGUAUGCCAACACCAGUGACCUGGACCUAGUGGCCGGCAAGCUCGCCGGCUUCCUGGAGAACCCCGUGCUCUGCCUGGACUGAGGCAGGGAGAACCUGAUCUCUCAAUCUUGUUUUACACCCUAGUCCCUCUUGUUGUCUGUAGUUGUUCUGCCCUUUCAGUAGAUGCUGUGACUUUGAACCUGAGACGUGUGGCACGUGCAGUAUGGAAGAGAAGAGUCAAACUGAAAGCAGCGAGGGGACAAAAUUAUCUAGAGGGUUUGCUUGAUGCCCAGUCAUUGCAAUUUGCUUUCUACAGUUUGAGCUGCCUGUCUUGGAGCCACUGCCAUUCAGAUCCCCAAAACAAGCCAGAUCAGAUCCUGCCCAUUGUUUGUCAUAGUCCUGUGGUUCAUAGGCCAAAAUGCAGAGUGGUCUAGUGGUAAAGGCAGGGGAAUAGCAACCAGGACACCUUACUCUGCUACCUACUCGCUGUGAGACUUGACUCCUCUAUACUGCCUCCUCACCCGUCUGUAAAAUGGAAUUAAUACCUACCUACCUGACAGCAUUGUUGUGAGACUGAAUGAAUGUUUGUACAGUGCAUUGAGAAAUGCAGAUGGAAACCUCGGUACAAUCACAAGAUGUUAUUGUUAGAGCCAGUCUGUCUCACCUCCCUCCACAAUUAAAUGUGGGUCCUGCCCUCAGUGUAAAGAGAGUUUAAUUGGUAAGUGUUGAAUAGUCCAGUUACUGUUUUUUGCCUUUCCCUUGUGGUCUUUUUCUCUCAAGUUUUUCUUGGGGCAGGCUCCCCGGGUUUGCCUUUGUCACCUGUGCUAGUGCCAUGCCCUCUGCCCCCUGCCUGUGUUUGCUGUGACAGAGCUCUCAAGCCCAUCUGGCUCUGCCCAGCUGUCUGGGGGAUGAACUGAUCUCUCACCUUUUAGCGCCUGUAUAUUUUUGGGUGCUGUUAGAGACAGAAGGAGCAUUUUUCAAAGGUUCCUAGUUGCAGAGGAUUCCAGAGCUUUCUAUAUAUAAUAUAUAUAAAAAAUAAAGUGUUAGUGUUCUGAGAAAAGAAACAAAAAGAGUUCUAAAGUGAAUGUUGUGUUUAAUGUUAUUAAAUUACUCAAAUU
Molecule: messenger RNA, 2416 nt
Organism: Chelonoidis abingdonii (Abingdon island giant tortoise)
Lineage: Eukaryota; Metazoa; Chordata; Testudines; Testudinidae
Gene: MAB21L3
Product: mab-21 like 3
Source: RefSeq, a predicted model, not a curated record